GUUUUGUCCGGGCCGGGCUGAGCCUGGCCUCCUCUUGGGGCAGGACCCGCUCCGUGCUACCAGCGGCCGCGCUCUGCUCGUGCCGGAAGGGGACCCCUCUCCUGGCCCGCAUGUCGGCAUCCAGGAGUGGGUGGGUUGUGGGGGGCACUUCGCUUCCAGGCAUCCAACCUGCUUCUCUUAUUCCGUCUCUUCUUCAACACGCGCGUGGCAGCUCCUGGCUUUCCCCUGUGGUUUUUCUGCUAUCGGCUUUGCAGAAUAAAGUGUCUCCACUGGGAGAAGGUCUCCAGAUUGGAGCCGUAUCCGUCUCGAGGAACAAGCAGUCGGGACUCGUAGUAGAGAUAAUAUCUUCUAUUAGACCAGCAAACACCCUUCCUCAGGCUUGUGGAAGUGGGAGGAGUUUCUUUCAGUUGGCAGGUCUGGCGCCACGGGGGUGCGGGGUUCACAUCACUUCUAAUCCUGCUUCUCUUCUUUGAUCUCUUUCUGAUGCAGCUGUUCAGGCCUUUCUGUUUUUUGCCUUGACUUUCUGAUCAUUGCAGUCCUUCGCUCUAGCAGGAUCCUUGAUCUCCAACAUCCAUUUUCCCUCGAACCUGACAUUUUGUAGUAAUCCACUUCAACACCUUUUAUUUUUCCUUGUUUUUCUUUGUGCAGCACAUAAAAAAAAAAACAAACAAUUGAAAACAAAACAAAAAACCACAACACUUCUCUGGUUUGUAAUUCCCUGCUGUUGUGUCUGAUUAAACUGUUUGCAUGUCUUCAUUGCUUCUCAGAGAAAAAGCUGUCUUCAUGUGGGUGGCCAUGCUAUGAUUACAUUUUUUUUUUUUCUAAAAUGUGCUGUUUAAAACAAGCUGUAAGCACAAAUGCUAAUGAUAUACAAACAGUCUAACUAUUAAUCCUGGUUUGUGUACAGGUUUCAGAAAAAUGGCAGAUGUUUCACUGUGCUACCUUGCAUGUUGAAGGUUGGCACCAGUAUGAAAUAGCCAUGGCAUGAUGCUAAUAUUUAAUUUUAUUAUUUAUUUUUAUUUUAUGACUUUAUUAUAUGAAAGCGUUCCAAAGUUCUCGUUUUGACACUUUCUGCAACAUUACGGAUUAAUAAAGUUACUUUAAGAAGUUUGGUGACUAUAAAUUGGCACUUAACCUGUUAUAUGCAAAAUCCCAGAAUUUUCUUACAUGACAUUGUUCUCAUUCCUUUGUAUCUUCAAAAUCUUUGUAAGUGUUAAUAGAAUUGCCGCAUGUUUAUUUUCAGGAACAAAUAUAAGCUGCUUCUUUCUGAGGAAGGGCACUUGAUGCCCAAAAGCUUGUCCAAAGGUUCUCAGCCAUACAGUUGGUCCAAUAAGUUACCAUAAAUUAUUCUUGCCUCUUGGACAUUUCCUGGACCAUCUCAGCUCCAAACCAGUUCCAAUCAUACUAUGUUCCAUUAACAGUCAAUGUAUCACACUAGUGGAGUGGCAAAGAAGAACAAUGCUGGAACCGAAGAGAUGUGAUGUGUGUUUGACUGGAAGUGAUGGUAAAAGAAUGUCAUCAGGCUUCCGAAUAAAACCAAAGAAUGCCAUGGAAAAGAGCAGGACCUCUCCAUGUCCUUCCCCAAAUUCUCCAGAGCCUACAGUUAAGCCACAACCAAAACCUAGUGAUAAACUUAACCCCAAAACUAUUGAUCCGUUCGGUGAUCAGCCAAAGGCCCCUUCUGCAUUUGCUGCUAUUUAUUCUAAAGGGGGUAUUCCUUGCAGGUUGAUUCAUGGCUCAGUAAAACACAAACUACAAUGGGAAUGUCUUCCUGAAACACUUCCAUUUGAUCCUCUUCUUAUAACAUUGGCUGAGGGUCUCAGAGAGACAAAACAUCCAUACACAUUUGUAUCAAAGGAAGGCUUUAAGGAAUUGCUUUUGGUGGAAGGUGCUGCCGAAAAAACUCUUCCCUUGUUGCCUCAUCUCGUUCCAGUGUUAAAGGCUGCUCUGGCCCAUUCAGAUGGUGAAGUGUUUGAAAGGGGAUUGAAUGCUUUGGUACAGCUGAGUGCAGUUGUUGGUCCUUCACUUAAUAUUCAUUUGAAACACAUACUCACAAAUCUCUCAAAAAGACUAAUGGACAAAAAAUUUAAAGAGAAAAUCACAGAUGCUUUACAGAAGUUAGAGCAUCAUGGUGGAAAGGAGAGUGUGGCUGUCAUCAAAUCUAAAAUCCCAACCUAUUGUUCCAUCUCCUCUUGAACAAGAAAUGUUGUAGUUACUGUACUUGUAGCUGAGCUCAGGGAAAUCAGAAGUGGCCUAUGGACAUCACUGGAAUUUCCUUGGGGUAUAAUUUAUUCUCUUAAAACUAACUGCAAAUCUCCUGGAAUGUGUUGGGACCGAGGGGAGAAGAGAUGAAUAUUUGCAAUGAAGUGAACAUACAUCAACUUGUGCAAGUCUAAUUCUGGAAAAUAGUUAACUUUUCCUGUGCUCUAAAUCUGAAACUACAUCCAAUAAUUGGCUAUCUACAUUUGUUGCGACAGUAAAUAUCAGUUCAUUUUUGUUGUGUAUUUCAAUUUCUUUUACUAAUUCUGUCACAUCUACUAUGCUUGUGUGUUUAUCAUGUAUGACGCAAGAAUUUGGCUGUAAUUACUUGAGCAGUAACUAACUCAUUGUCAAAUGGCAUGUACAUGUUUAUUUUGAUAUUGACGUAACUUGCAGUAACUUAUUCCCAUGAUGAGUGUUGUGCAGAUGGAAAAUGUGAGGGUAUCAUCACAGAAGAACUGAUUUUUAUACCACUCAUAGACAGUGUUGUUUCAAUAGUAUAAAUAAUGUAAAAACAGUAACUCAGGUGUUGAUAUAACAAUGUUAUUCUGAAUCCUUCCUCCUAUGCCCCCCUUCUCCCCAUCUCCAUCCUGGUAACUCUUUGCAUUUUAACUUUGUCAGAUAAAUUACUUAAGUAUUAAACUGUUAGUUCAGUACUACCUGAAGCUUUAUCUCAGGAUACUUGUAUUUAAACUUUUAAACAAUAAAUCCAUUUUGCUAAAGAAAUAUUAAAUCCAAAGAAAUGCUGCUGGGUGUCUUUCCACCCCCCCAAAAAGUUCUGUUUUUUUGGUGUUUUUUCCUUAUAAUUUUUAUUUAUUUAUUUUUUACAAAAUGUGCACAUUUACUUUACGCAAACACACUACAGCAAAUUUCAGGUGUACAUGUAUUGUACUACUAUUAUUCCUACACUGGUGAUAGCAGAGCAGCCUUCAACAUGCCUCUAAUACCCAUCUCUACACCAGAAUAGAUACCUGAUUUAUUUUUACAAAAUAACAUUUCAUUCUUUCUUCUCCAGUAGUCCCUUAUUUUGCUUUGUGUGUAAAUGUCACAAUGAAGACUGGCAUAUCUCUGGUAGCAGUUCACCUAUCUUAGUGUCCUAGAAUUACUGAAAAUACAGUAAAUCAUGAUAGGAAAAAAUAUGUUAAUCUUUUUAGUUACAUAGAGUUUAAGUUCUAGAUUUGGAAUUAAUGUAGUUAUUUUGAGAGAGUGUUCCUCAAAAAUGUAAUCUUAUUACUGUUUAUAAAUUACAUUGUAUUGCUAAAGUUUCUGCUUUUUUUUCCAUGCCAUUCUCAUAGCAGACAUACCACAAAGAAUCUGAAACAGGUAUUAGACUAUCUAGCAUUCAUUAGUACUAGAUUUAACUACAUGCUGGUCAUGUCUAAGUAAGUUGCUAAUGCCACAGUAGCCUAAUUCUGCUGUGGAGUAGCAUGCAGGGCAAAAACCAUUCUAAUAUGCUACUGCACCAUAGUAUUAGGCUACUGUGCAGGUAGCAUCACUAAAAAGCUGUGCGCUGGCGCUACUGCGCAGCAGUAUCAGUUACUGCACAUUGAUUUAGUGCUUGAUUAUUCAAGUGCAAGAUGCGCAGUAACUACGGGGCAUUAAUGAAUGUGUAGAUGCACCCACUGAGCACGGAAGUUAACCGUGGAGUAGACAAGUUAGCUGCGCAGUAAACUUCGCAUGUCUGCACAUGCGCCCCUAUUAGGAUGGAGUAAACUAAUUAACUCCGCAGCAGGAUAGUACUUGUAUUUAAUUUUUUACUUUGCAGUAGUGCAUAUGUAGACACUGCCCCAGCCAGCCCACCCCUCUGCAGCACAGGGAGCUGGGGGGAGCAGCUGUAGGCUAGCAUCCUGAUCCCUGCCAGGGCUGCUGUGUCCCAAUGUGCUAUGGUCCCAGGCACACAUUCAAAUAGCAUGCUUGGGAGCACUAAACUCCAGAGCAAUAAACUUCAGAAUUUAUUGCUUUGCAUUAAUUGCACAUGUAGAUGCGCCCAUGGACAUGCAUCCUGAGGAAUGAAGUAAGAUGAGCAGUUCAAAAUAAUGUUAUUUCUUUUUCCUUGUUAAAUUUGGUAGGACAUGUAUUAUGGAAAUAACAUCAGAACCCAAACCGAUUUUCUUCACGAAUAAAUUUCAGCUCAAAACCUAUUCAGAUCCUUAAUAUUGAACAGAAAAGUUGCUGACAGUCCAACCAGAAUUAUACAUACUUUAAAUACUAAUUUCAUGAAAAUUUAAUAAAUGCAGACUUUUAGGUGAGAAUGACAUAAGUUUGUCACUGGUAGGUACUAAACCUAUGGAAAUCAGUCAUUUUAUUAUUAUUAUUAUUAUUAUUAUUAUUAUUACUAUAAAAAGGCCCUUCCUCAUGUAUAAAUUAGCUGGACUUAAAAAAAUAAAAUAAAAAAAGGAAAAAAAAGAGCGAGAGAAGAAAACCAAAUAGAAGUGGGAGACUGUUGCAGCAAGAUAUAUUGCACAUUCUAGCAAUUAUUUUUCAAAGUAUUGUGUAAAAAUGAGGAUUAUUAACAACAUAUAAAUAUGAAAGGGAAAUACUUGGUAUUUUUUCUGUAUAAAUUAAAUAGCUGACAUUUAAGACAGGCAUUUAAAAUCUUGGAGAUGAAUUCAAUAAAAACAAAUAAAACAAUUUUAUGUUUUGUAUUAGCUAGAUAAAACAGGGGUUGGAAUGGUGGUAAAUGUCAGGUCCUGUUUUCAGAGGUUCUGGAGCAAAACCUGACUUUGAGUAUCCCAUUAUCUAAAUGAACAAUCUUAAAAGGACAGACAUUGGAAAAUCCUUUUGGGGGAAGCUUUAUAAUAACACAAGGCUUAUUUGCAUAAUGCAUGUCUCAGUGUAAAGCUGAGCAAUCUUAUUUAUGGUAAAAGUGACAAAUCCAGCUUUAGGAAAUGUUGCAGAAUAGUUCACAUUUGUCCAUUAAUUGCAGUGCUAGCCAUGUUAUAUCACAUUUUCAAAGAGCUGCAUGGAACGCAUUAUGUUUUCAUCCUGUAAAGGAGAAAAGGUAUGAGUUAGACAACAUUGUAGAUUGACCACAGGAGUCUAAGAAAAUGAGUAGAAGUAAGUAAACCAUAGUUAUUGAGAGCGUCGCUUGGUUGGAAAAAUGAGAGUAGAUUCUGAUGAAAUUGACUGAAAAUGGUACUAAUUUUAGAAAUAAUAAGUCUAGUACUCUGAUUUUAGUAAUCCUCAAUGGUGAUUGCAUAAAAUCAAAACCAAUGACAGCUCAUUAAUACAAUAAUGUUUAACAUAGUUUUGAAAUUUUCCGUUCUCUUGGAGGUUAUUGACUUACAUCUACUGAAACAGAUUGUAAAUAAUGUGUAAACAUAUGACAACUUCAUAUUAUUAAAUCAUUAUCAUGGAUGCACUUUGAA
This is a messenger RNA of Alligator mississippiensis (American alligator), 5627 nucleotides long. It is a transcript of the gene PACRGL, whose product is annotated as parkin coregulated like. The record is from RefSeq and is a predicted model, not a curated record. Lineage: Eukaryota; Metazoa; Chordata; Crocodylia; Alligatoridae. The coding region runs from base 1459 to 2196 and encodes 245 amino acids. The transcript has 9 exons.